AGGUGAUCGGCACCAUAGUAGAGACUUCCAGGCGCUGCGAUUAGUAUGAUCCCAGGCGUUACAGCACCUGCCGUGAUGGCCGCGUUCAAAAACCUCGGCAAGUACUAUGCCUCACGUCCGAUAGCACGUGUGUUCGCCCCUUCAAAAUCCACUGCGCCUUUCAAGUCCCGGUUUGUUCCCUUCACUGUAAAGUUACUCCGCCUUCCGUCUGAAGAAACAUCCUUGACCUCGCAGGAAGAUGCACCUAUUGGAUGUCCAAGCUGUUCUCGACCGAGAACAGGACAUCCACCAGGCGGAUCCCGACACCGAGGUCCUAAAGUAUGGAGAUGACAAGACUACGAGUUAUGCCAUACUCUCGCAUCGCUGGGGAAUGGAAGUCAGUUACAAGGAAAUGACCAAGCUCUUGAAAAUGGAGGAGCGGAAGAGGGACAAGGUCAGGCAGCGUGACGGCUACCAGAAGAUCAUCGAGGGUUGCGAGCGGGCCCUGAAGGAUGGCUACAAGUGGCUCUGGGUCGACACGUGUUGCAUCGACAAGCGGAGCAGUGCUGAGUUAUCCGAGGCGAUCAAUUCGAUGUAUAGUUGGUAUCAAAAUUCGCAGGUAUGUUAUGCAUACAUCGGUGACAUCGAGGAGUCAAGCUUUCCUUCGGAACGUAACAACAGCAAGUUUAGCAAAUCGAACGGCUGGCCAGAGUGGUUCAGCCGAGGUUGGACACUCCAGGAACUCAUUGCUCCGAAGCGAAUCGAAUUUUUCAGCAAGGACUGGAUACAUAUUGGCAACAAGCGACGCCUAGGAUCGACAUUAGAGAAAAUCACGCGGAUUCCGGUCGAUAUUUUAGAACAUGGGAUAACGUCGAAGCGCCCCAGCAUUGCUCAAAUAAUGUCGUGGGCAGCUGACCGGAGGACGACACGAGUGGAGGAUCGAGCAUAUGCACUGAUGGGAUUAUUUGGUGUGAGUAUGCCGAUGUUGUACGGGGAAGGAGAGAAAGCGUUUCAAAAGCUCCAGCUGGAGAUCAUGCGGAUGUCUAGCGACCAGAGCAUAUUUGCAUGGGAUCCCUACGGGAGGAUGCCUCGGUAUGGCAGUGUGUUGGCAGACGACCCAAGCUACUUUCGGGAUUGUCGCGACAUUAGAGUGGUGGAAUCCGACCAGUUCGUCGACAAAUUAGCGGACUACGUUCAUUCCCACGAUAUCGGUGGUCUCGAGAACGGAUCUGAGUGGCGCCAAACUGCUCAUUCCCAACUGAUGUCGGGGUUCGUUGCUACCAACGCAGGUAUCCAAAUAUGGUUACCUAUCAUACCUUAUCUGGACCCUCCAACCGAAUUCAAAGCCAUAUUGGCAUGUAGCGACAACGACGGAAAACUGAUCACCAUCGAUUUGGCUUCGUGCAGAUCGACCUAUAACCGGUCUUUUAACGCCACAGAGACCCGCAAGACAUAUCCACUGACCAGGCGGCUUUAUCUCACCUAUUCUCCGGACGCCAGAGAGACGCCUUGCUGUCUUACACUCGACGAUCGGGGUGCUGCAUGCCAUGGUUUCACCCGUUGUGGCACCUUCCCCCGAGACAUCACAAACAAUACUGUCACACUCUCGUCGCGAACGAACGACCUCAUGGUUGUGGUGUAUGCCAACGAUGAAACCAGAUCUCACUUUGCAGUUGGAUUUGGGUACUACUCCGGCCAAGGAUGGGCACAUGCUACAUAUGUCAAACGCCCUGCAACUCAAGAGGGUAGUUGGCUAAACUCUGACCAGAAGGUGUAUGAGAUGAUGUGGAAUGCACGCGCACAACAUGCACUCCAGAGCAUGAGCAAUAACCCUGAUCGUAACAAUUGGUCCCCACACGACAGCUUUGUCAAUCAUGCCCACCUUCCGCAGUCAAUCUGGGCCGCUAGGGUUGUCUGGGGUAGAUGGGACGAAGGCAAUCUCAAAGUUAUGGUUGAUGUCGAGCAAUGUCCUGGUUGUUGCGUUGGUCCGCUCGAAUGGACCAUUACCACUAACGAUCGGGAUGGCCUUGAUAUGCCCGGUUUCAUGAAGACAAUUCGUACUUCACAUGAGUUGAAAUUGAACAACUUGCCGGUACAACUUGACGAGUGUUCAGGUCAAACCAUCACGCUGGGUGAUUAUGGCGAGUGUUCUAAUACCAACUUUGAAUGUCAUGGGAACAUAUUCGGGGAUAUGCAGGCGUUCGGCAUUGAUCCUACAGAUCUGGCUAACUGCCCAGUUGUAGCCCGGGUGUCCGGUGAUGAAGACGCACUGAAUUAUCCGCCAAAUCAGGAUGACCUGACAGUAACCCUUCAAAAAGGGGAAAAUCGCCUGGUUUUGCACCAACCAAUCGGGCGCUCUCUCCCGAACAAUCAACCGCUGAUGCGAUUACUGAAGGCGCUAUCCACAGAUCCUGCAAACAAGCAUUUAGUGACAACAGUCAUACAUUGCUCAGAGUUCUAUGCAGUUGAUUCUUGGGGACAACGGAAGGAUUCAGAAGCCGUGGCAUGGAAGAAUCAGAAUCACAUCGAAGAGCCAGGCCUAUUGACUCCCUUAUGUGCCAUUGCAAGCCCACAAGUUUGGCGAAGAGAAUCGGCCUGCGCACAGAGGAGGGAGCAGUUCAAGAGUAUUCGGGAACAAUUUUUUGCCCUACGUGAUUGUGUGGGAACGGAAGCUCGUCACCAGUCCACGGUGCGUUAGGCUGCUGCAUGGGGUUCAUAAGCACUGACUUUCGAUGUCAACAGAGCAGACAAACAACGGAUAGAGCAAUCGAGUUCUUCUCGGAUAUGUUCGGUUUAGGGACCCUCACAAAAUACGUAGGAGAGAUAACAUUCUUCACAAGGCUCGCUUCGAUGAUGGGAGCUGAGUCGCUUGGCGAAUCUUCUGCAGGUGCUGUCAAAGGAGGUAGCCUGCUGGCGCGCCCUCUGAGAUCGUUGUUUCUCAGUUGGGUGAUGAAGCGCAG
Messenger RNA from Pisolithus orientalis, 2939 nucleotides. Its product is annotated as heterokaryon incompatibility protein-domain-containing protein. The transcript is spliced from 9 exons. Lineage: Eukaryota; Fungi; Basidiomycota; Agaricomycetes; Boletales; Pisolithaceae. The coding region runs from base 239 to 2677 and encodes 812 amino acids. The record is from RefSeq and is a predicted model, not a curated record.